UGAUGAUUAGCCUAGUGGGCAAAGCGAAAAAGUGCAUUUUUACAGUGAAAAUCCAAUCGUUUGCGUUUGAUUAGUGUUUUUGCAUGCCUUCUGCCGAAACUCGAGAGCGUUCAAGAUGAAUGUGAUUCGUGCUGUGCAGUUGUACCUGGAGAAAAUGAUCACGGAAGCUGGGCCCGGAAUGAAAAUGCUGAUGAUGGAUCGAGAGACCACCAGCAUUGUCUCCAUGGCCUUCUCCCAGUCGGAAAUGCUCCAGAAAGAAGUCUAUCUCUUCGAACGCAUCGACUCUGGUCGAUCGAACGAACGUCUGAAGUAUCUCAAAUGCAUCGUAUUCAUCCGACCAACCCGCGACAACGUCCUCCGGCUACAAAGCGAACUAAAAAGCCCCAAAUACGGAUCGUACUUCAUAAAUUUCAGCAACAUCAUCCCCCGCACGGACAUCAAAUCGCUAGCGGAAAGCGACGAGAGUGAAUCCGUUCGUGAGGUGAAAGAAGUCUACGCCGACUAUCUGCCGGUCAAUCCGAACCUCUUCUCCCUGAACAUUCCAACCUGUCUGCAAGCCCUCUCCUGGAAUCCGGAUGCGCUGGAACGCUCCGUUCAAGGCCUGGUCAGCGUUCUGCUUUCGUUCAAAUUUCGCCCGGCGAUCCGCUACAAAUCCAGCUCAAACGCUGCACAAACCCUAGCCAAAAAGAUCCACGAAACGAUCAACAAGGAAACGGCCCUGUUUAGCUUUCGACCGCCGGAAGAUGGAUCCCCGCCGCCCUUGCUGCUGAUUCUGGAUCGUCGUGAUGAUCCGAUUACUCCGCUACUUAACCAGUGGACCUAUCAGGCUAUGGUGCAUGAGCUGCUAACGAUCAACAAACAGCGGGUUGAUCUUUCCGGCGUGCAGGGCGUUCCGAAGGAUCUGAAGGAAAUUGUUCUUUCCUCGGAGCAGGAUGAAUUCUUCUCCGCUAAUCUGUAUUCGAACUUCGGUGAGAUUGCCACCACGAUCAAGGGGCUGAUGGACGAGUUUCAGAAGAAGGUGCAUGAUCAGAAAAAGAUCGAAAGUAUCAACGAUAUGAAGAAUUUCGUCGAGACGUAUCCGCAGUUCAAGAAAAUGUCCGGAACGGUAUCGAAGCAUUUGAUGUUAAUUAGCGAACUGUCGCUACAGGUCGGUAAACAGCAACUGUUUGAAAUAUCCGAACUGGAGCAAGAGAUCGCAUGCCGGGCGGAUCAUUCGACGCAACUGCAACGGGUGAAGAAGCUGGUUUCGGACGAGAAAAUCAAUCUUCACAAUGCCCUCCGCUUGAUACUGCUGUAUUCGAUGCGCUACGAACGGCAUGCCAACUGUGGUACAUCCGGUCUGUUGAAGAUCUUGCAGGACCGCGGUGGUCGGGCACACAUCGUUCCCCGAAUGUUGGAGUACAUCAGCACCAGUGCUCGGCAGGAGCUAUUCAACACGGUUAAGAUUACGGAUGCCGUCAAGUUGACACGCAAUUUGAUCAAGGGCCUCAAAGGGGUGGAGAAUGUGUACACCCAGCACAACUGCGUGCUGAAAGAAGUCCUGGAGGAAUUGAUGAGAGGGCGCCCUCUGGAUGCGGCUUAUCCGAUAAUGGGUAACGAGUUGCCCUUCCGGAGGCCACCGCAGGAAAUUGUGGUCUUCAUAAUUGGAGGAGCAACAUACGAAGAGGGAUUGACUGUUCAUCGGUAUAAUCAGGAGGGUUACAAAGUUAUUCUGGGAGGAACCACCAUCCACAAUGCGGAUAGUUUCAUUGAGGAGAUAAUGGCUGCUACGGGUGGGGUUCCGUUCAAGCAUUCGAGAUCGCUGCAACAGUUCCAUCACGCACCGGCAGGGGAAGCGUAGGGAGUUUGGUAAAUUGUUUCUCUGGUGGACGAUGACUACGAAUACCGGUAGGCAUGGAAGUACCUAUAUUUAAACAACGUAUGAAGCAUAUUCCAGCUUUGAUUGUUACUGCAUUCUGACUAACUUAUUACCUAUGUAUCUUUAUGUGAGAAAUUAUAAUAAAAUAUAUCGCA
Molecule: messenger RNA, 2013 nt
Organism: Ochlerotatus camptorhynchus
Lineage: Eukaryota; Metazoa; Arthropoda; Insecta; Diptera; Culicidae
Gene: Vps45
Product: vacuolar protein sorting 45
Exons: 4
Coding region: 116-1840 (574 amino acids)
Biological process (GO): vesicle-mediated transport; intracellular protein transport
Cellular component (GO): Golgi membrane
Source: RefSeq, a predicted model, not a curated record